Messenger RNA from Plutella xylostella (diamondback moth), 3613 nucleotides. RefSeq names its product ecdysone-induced protein 78C. NCBI's taxonomy places the organism in Eukaryota, Metazoa, Arthropoda, Insecta, Lepidoptera, Plutellidae. Gene Ontology annotation, molecular function: nuclear receptor activity; zinc ion binding; sequence-specific DNA binding. The record is from RefSeq and is a predicted model, not a curated record. Gene Ontology annotation, biological process: regulation of DNA-templated transcription.
UCCUAUACAACAUUUCUAGUAGUUCCCGACCGCGGCUCCUCACGGAAAACCUAUGAAUCCGUACGGCUUAUUAUGAAACACUGUCAUCUCUAACCUAUACAAAUAUUUUAAAAACUCAAAAAUGGUUAUCAAGUAGCUUUUAUCAGUGUUAAUUCUUAGAUUUUUAUAGUAAAUAGUGAUGAGCGGCACUGUUCUUGUGGAAGCGACGAGUUCGUCCGGCCUAGAUGAGGAAGAAGACUUCUAUACAUUCAAGGAAGAGCCGUGUUCACCGUCGUCUGGUGGUUCCCCGGAGCAGAGCUACCAGGCGGCGGAUAGCGCCAGCGGGGCGGCGGGCAAGGCGGCGUCGCCGUGCCGCGUGUGCGGCGACAAGGCCUCCGGGUAUCACUACGGAGUCACCUCCUGUGAGGGGUGUAAGGGAUUCUUCAGGCGUAGUAUUCAGAAGCAGAUUGAGUACCGCUGCUUGCGAGACGGCAAGUGUCUCGUGAUCCGACUGAAUCGCAACCGGUGCCAAUACUGCCGGUUUAAAAAGUGCCUGGCAGUUGGCAUGAGCAGAGAUUCCGUGCGGUACGGAAGAGUCCCCAAACGCGUUCGAGAACCCCGUGAGGAAGCAGUAGCGGCGCCGGCGAGCAGCACGAGUCUUAGCAGCGUGAGCAGCGCAAGCAGCAUGAGCAGCGGCAUGGAGGCGCAGCCCGAGGCUGUCCGUGAGGGCGUGGCCAGGGAGAUCGCCGUGGACGUGGUGGCCGCCCAUCGCGCCCACAACUCGUACACCGAUGAGCUGAAGUGUACCCUGACUCGCCACGACGUGGUCGUCCAGCCCGAGGGCGACGUCGACCGCGCCAAUGAAGGCGAGGAGGCGGCGAGUUCCAGCACGGACGCGCCCAAGACGAAGUCUCUGCUGUGGGCGGCCAUGGCGGUGCGCAUGACGCCGGCGAUCCAGCAGGUGGUGGAGUUCGCCAAGAAGCUGCCCGGCUUCUAUCUGCUGCCUCAAGAUGACCAGCUCAUUCUGAUUAAGCUGGGUUUCUUCGAGGUGUGGGUGACCCGCGCCGCGCGCUUCGCCUCGGCCAACCAGCUGGUCUUCGACGACGGCUCCGUGUUCUACCAGUACCAGCUGGAGACUGCUUAUGGUGAUGCCGGCCUAGCCGCCGCGCAGAUCGCGUACAUGCGUACAGUGAACAACCUGCAGCUCACGGAGGACGAGGUCGGUCUGCUCUGCGGCGCCCUGCUGCUGAGCCCCUCCCGCGUCGGGCUCACCGACAUGCAGCGCAUGGACAUGCUGCAUGACAUCAUGCUCGAUGCGCUCAAGUACUGCUUAUCAGCGGGCGGCACGACCAGCACGACCCCGGACCGCAUGGAGGCGGUGCUGGCGGCCAUCGCCGAGGCGCGGCAGCUGAGCGCGCGGUUCCACCAGGCCCUGGACUGGUGCCGCGACCACUGGCAGCUGCUCGCCCUGCCCCCGCUGUUCGCAGAGAUCUUCGACAUCACCAAGAACGCGGAGCCGGCCGAGGAGCCCAAGCCCCCCGCCCCCGCCACCCGCAUGCAGCCUGUAUACUCCGGCUGCGAGUAGGCGUCGUCACACAAUUCGUCGCCACAGUGAAUCUCUUUUGUUUCGUUUACCUUUUUCACUGCAAUGAUACCUAUGUGAUUCGUUUUGUUAUCUCUUGUUAAUUUAUAUACUUACCCACUGUACCGGUCUGUAAUAGUUUAUGUUGGAUUGGUGCUAUGGUGGCUUAUUGCGGACUGAUGCGAGGAAGGAAUCGGAACUGAUUUUGCUGUUCCUUUUUUUAUAUUAUAUUUUUUUCGAUUAAGUUCUAGCAAAGACUUUUAUGGCUGUGGAAACUGCUUCCGUCGCGGUGCAAAUUGGUCGGUUAGGAUUUUUUCAUGAAAUUGUAUCUAAAUUCAUCAGGUUUUCAACCUAAUAAAUCGUCAUCAAUAUUUUUGUUACUUACAUCCGAUCAUCUAACUAACCCGAGACUUAUGGAUGUCCCUAGUUUCUGGGCCCCUAUUGAAGCAAAUAAAUACAGUGAAGGUAAACAACGUGACUAUUUUUAGAUCUAUCGGCUAAAAUUUCGACCCACCGACCAUUGGUACCGACGGUUGUAGUUUGAAACAGACGAUUCUGUUUAUUGACAUUUUGAUUUAUAUAGUUUAAGAAGAGUUAGAUUUAUUUAGAUUAUUCCAUUAAGUUUCGAUGAUGGCCGCUGCAAUAGUGUGCUUACAAAUAAAUCAAUAGACAGGUCGGACAUUAUUGCACAAAAAUUUAUGACAAUAGGAGUUCGUUUUUACAGCGGACCGCGCGGUGCGUGGUACGUUCCGGGGGGCACUCUUGACGAAAUAUGAAGUUUCAGAGAGCUACCAUUCAAUAGGUAACCAGACAGAGUCGUGGCUAGACCAAGUAGCGCUCUGAAGCUUCGUUUACGUGACGCUGGAGUGACCUCCUGUGCAUUACCGGUCGGUUAAUUUCCUCUACAGCGACGUGUAUCUGUCAAAAAGCCACGACUUCGACUGCUGACCGAAUUAACCGAUUGAACACAUAUUGGAACGGCCAUAAUGGUAAGUUGGUACAGGCAGGACUUAGGUAUUGUAGGAAUAAGUUUUUUUUAGUAUAAAUAUAUUUUAAUUUGCAUCGUGCAUGAACCAAAUCAAAUACUUGCAAAUUAAUUCAGAAAGAAAUGCAUUUAUUAAAUUGAUUUAUAAUUUAACUAAUAUGCAUUAUUGAUUAUUCAGUUUGUAUCGAUCCUGGCUGUACCAACAGGUUGGUAGAAGAGAUCGGUGCCUAGGCUUAGCGCAAUUGUACCAACAUUUUAGGUUCUGUCUGCGCUAGACCUAUGCUCAGGUCCAAAUUAUUUUACUGACUACCAAACCAAGUACUGUUUAUGUUUGGAAUAUUUUUUUAAGUCUGAAUUUAUUUAAGUUAGGUGCUUGCCUAUCGCAUUUUUUUGUUAUUGGUUGUACCUAAUACUUGUAAUAGUUCUAUACUGGGUACUUUACUGUUGAUUUUUAUAGUUUUUUUACCUACUUUGGUAUUUAGUUUAUAACUGUUUUUCCUGACGGAUAAUAAAAUUGGUACAGAAGUGAUUUGUUGAUUCACCAAUAAUAGUAUUGUUUGUAUCGUUUGCCCUCGACAUGGCCGACUGGCCGCCCGACGCCCCAUGCAACUAGUCACAUGGUUAAAUUAGUCCCUACUACAUAAUAAAUUAAUCUAUAAACGGAAGGGCUCUAGCUACAAAAAACAGGUUAAUUAUUUCAUCCGAACAUUAAGUAGUUUAUUAGUAAAAUUGCUAAGUUCUUGUUAUACUACCUACAAACUGCAUUUAUCUAAUAAUAUUUUUAAUCCGUAAUUGAAAUAGUUUAAUAUGUCGAGUGUCUGGUUCAUUAUAUUAUAAUGUAGUUAGAUAACUUCAUAGGUACUAUUUAGUUCUAAAACACAGAAAUUUUCUGCUAAAUGUAUACCUACCGACGUCGUAAAAUAGUUUAGAUACCUAUUAUAUCUAAAUACUUACUCGGCUGUAAUGCCGUCAUAGCGAAUUUAUUUAAACAUAAUUAAAUAGAAACUCUGUAUUUUAAAAUAAAUAUCACAAGUAGCUAUCUACUUCAUUUCACGGUACCUACGAAA